AUGGGCGCCCCGCCGCGAGCUGCCGCGGCCGCGGGGCUCCCGCCGCCCCGAGCGCUGCCUCUGCUGCUGCUGCUGCUCCCGCUCCCGCGGCCGCCAGUGGCCGUCGCCUCCGAGGCUGAGCACCGUCUGUUUGAGCGGCUGUUCGAAGAUUACAACGAGAUCAUCCGACCUGUGGCCAACGUGUCUGACCCUGUCAUCAUCCAGUUUGAGGUGUCCAUGUCUCAGCUGGUGAAGGUGGACGAAGUAAACCAGAUCAUGGAGACCAACCUGUGGCUCAAGCAAAUUUGGAACGACUACAAGCUGAAGUGGGACCCCUCUGAGUACGAUGGGGCAGAGUUCAUGCGUGUCCCUGCACAGAAGAUCUGGAAGCCGGACAUUGUGUUGUACAACAAUGCUGUUGGGGACUUCCAGGUGGACGACAAGACCAAAGCUUUACUCAAGUACACAGGGGAGGUGACUUGGAUGCCCCCGGCCAUCUUUAAGAGCUCGUGCAAAAUCGACGUGACCUACUUUCCAUUUGAUUACCAGAACUGCACCAUGAAGUUCGGCUCCUGGUCCUACGACAAGGCAAAGAUUGACCUGGUCCUGAUUGGCUCCUCCAUGAACCUCAAGGAGUACUGGGAGAGUGGCGAGUGGGCCGUCAUCAAAGCCCCUGGCUACAAGCACGACAUCAAGUACAACUGCUGCGAGGAGAUCUACCCCGACAUCACGUACUCGCUCUACAUCCGACGCCUGCCCCUCUUCUACACCAUCAACCUCAUUAUCCCCUGCCUGCUCAUCUCCUUCCUGACCGUGCUGGUCUUCUACCUGCCUUCCGACUGCGGAGAGAAGGUGACCCUCUGCAUCUCAGUCCUCCUCUCCCUGACUGUGUUUCUCCUGGUCAUCACUGAGACAAUCCCCUCCACCUCGCUGGUGAUUCCCCUCAUCGGCGAGUACCUCCUGUUCACCAUGAUUUUCGUGACCCUGUCCAUUGUCAUCACCGUCUUCGUGCUCAACGUGCACUACAGAACCCCCACCACGCACACGAUGCCCGCGUGGGUGAAGACCGUUUUCCUGCACUUGCUUCCCAGGGUCAUGUUCAUGACUCGGCCCGAGAGCAGUGAAGGCCACACCCAGAAGCCAAGGCCCUCCUGCAGUGCUGAGCUCUCAAACCUGAACUGCUUCAGCCACACAGAGUCCAGAGGCUGCAAGGAAGGCUGUCCCUGCCAGGACGGGAUGUGCGGCCACUGCCACCACCGCAGAAUAAAAAUCUCAAAUUUCAGUGCCAACCUCCCGAGAAGCUCCAGUUCUGAGUCUGUCAACGCUGUGCUGUCCCUCUCUGCUCUGUCACCGGAAGUCAAAGAAGCCAUCCAGAGUGUCAAGUAUAUUGCUGAAAAUAUGAAAGCACAAAAUGAAGCCAAAGAGAUUCAAGAUGAUUGGAAGUACGUCGCCAUGGUUAUUGAUCGAAUUUUUCUGUGGGUUUUCAUCCUGGUGUGCAUCCUAGGGACAGCAGGAUUGUUUCUGCAACCUUUGAUGGCAAGGGAUGAUGCUUAAGCACCGAACCGUGUUUGCCAGAGGCUUCCUAGAAUGCGGAGGGAUACUCGUUUGUCACUGCGGUAAAAUACACUUGACCGUGAAAUUUACCAUCUUCAUCGUGCUCAAGCCACAGCUCAGUGGUUAAACAGCCACGCUGCUGUGCAGCCACCACCAUCCAUCUCCAGAGCUCUUCAUCUUGUAAAACCGCAGCUCUGCACACAUUGAACACUAACUCCCCAUCCCCUCCCCACCUGACACGCACAUUUUACUGUUUUGAGUACUUUAAGCACCUCAUAUAAGUGGAAGUACACA
This is a messenger RNA of Hyaena hyaena (striped hyena), 1827 nucleotides long. RefSeq names its product cholinergic receptor nicotinic alpha 3 subunit (gene CHRNA3). The coding region runs from base 1 to 1533 and encodes 510 amino acids. The record is from RefSeq and is a predicted model, not a curated record. Gene Ontology annotation, molecular function: acetylcholine-gated monoatomic cation-selective channel activity; transmembrane signaling receptor activity. Gene Ontology annotation, cellular component: postsynaptic membrane; synapse; neuron projection. Lineage: Eukaryota; Metazoa; Chordata; Mammalia; Carnivora; Hyaenidae. The transcript is spliced from 6 exons. Gene Ontology annotation, biological process: signal transduction; monoatomic ion transmembrane transport; nervous system process.